AUGACUUUUGUCUUGCAACUAACAACUUUGACUCUGAGUGUUUGCUUGGUGAAGGAUGUGGCUGUUAAGCAACUUGAUAGGAAUGGGUUCCAAGGAAAUAGAGAGUUCCUUGUGGAGGUUUUGUUGUUGAGCCUUCUUCAUCACCCUAACCUUGUUACUUUGGAAGCAUACUGUUCAGACGGUGAUCAACGAGUAUUAGUAUAUGAGUUCAUGUCAAAUGGUUCACUAGAAGAUCAUCUUCUUGAGAUUGGUCCAGAACAAAAGCCACUUGAUUGGAUUACAAGGAUGAAAAUCGCGGAAGGAGCAGCAAAAGGACUUGAAUACUUGCACGAAACAGCUAAUCCUUCAGUAAUUUACCGCGAUUUUAAAGCAUCCAACAUACUUCUAGAUGAGAAAUUCAAUCCUAAGCUUUCUGAUUUUGGACUAGCUAAGCUAGGUCCAACUGGUGAUCAGACUCAUGUUUCCACCAGGGUCAUGGGAACCUACGGAUAUUGUGCACCGGAGUAUGCUUCCACCGGUCAAUUGACCACUAAAUCUGAUGUUUACAGCUUUGGAGUUGUCUUUUUGGAAAUAAUCACAGGAAGAAGAGUCAUUGAUAACUCAUUACCGAGCGAAGAACAGAACCUUGUUGUUUGGGCAACACCACUGUUCAGAGACAAGACGAAGUUUCACUUAAUGGCGGAUCCAUUGAUGGGAGGGGAUUAUCCAAUGAAGGCAUUGUACCAAGCACUAGCAAUAGCAGCAAUGUGCUUGCAAGAGGAAGCUAGCACACGGCCUUUGAUGAGCGACGUGGUGACUGCUUUGGAGUUUCUAUCAGGGAACAAGAAAGAAUUAGAUGCAGAGGACGAGGACGAAGAUGAGGAGAAGGUUACAGAGGAAACUUGCAAAUCCCCACCUGCAUUGCAAAGUUUUACGAGUAGACUUGAACGUGCAGAAAGUCACGAUACAAAUGGCAUUAGAGAAAGAGAUUAGAACCUUCUGUGCAUA
Molecule: messenger RNA, 987 nt
Organism: Solanum tuberosum (potato)
Lineage: Eukaryota; Viridiplantae; Streptophyta; Magnoliopsida; Solanales; Solanaceae
Product: serine/threonine-protein kinase PBS1-like
Exons: 4
Coding region: 1-972 (323 amino acids)
Biological process (GO): protein phosphorylation
Molecular function (GO): protein kinase activity; ATP binding
Source: RefSeq, a predicted model, not a curated record